AUGGAUAACAAAGGCAAGAAAGGUAAGUCUAAACAAAGAGAUCAUGAUGAUGAUGAUCGUGUUACUACUGCUACUAGUGACGAUCUUGUCAUUCUCUGUGAUCAUGAGUCUGGUAAUCUUGUAUCAGAUGAGAGCAUGUGGAUAAUUGACAAUGGUAAUAUAUUGCAUGUUACACCAAGGAAUGAUUUCUUCACAUCUUAUAUUUCUGGUGAUUUUGGAGUGUGGAAUAUGGGUAAUGAUGGUGUAUCUAUAAUUGGUGUUGGUGAUGUUUACUUGCAAAGCAACAUGGCAUGGCUGGUCAAAUCCUUUAGUGGUGCAGUUUAUUUUGUUACCUUUAUUGAUGAUUGUUCCAUGAAACUAUGGGUUUAUGUCUUGAAGACAAAAGACCAAGUGUUGGAGAAUUUCCAAGAAUUUCAUGCUUUGAAGUAUCAUAAUAUUGCACAUGAAAUGACUCCUCCUAAAACUCCUCAAUUGAAUGGUUUAGCAGAGAGGAUGAAUCGAACACUUAUUGAGAAAAUUGACAAAAUGUCUUCUUCAAUAGAAGUUAACGAAGGUAAUGAACAUGUACAAGUAGACUUGCCCGUUGAAGAAAAUGAAAAAGAUACAACUCAAGCAAAAGAAGUACAAAAAAAGAGAAAGAGACCAAAAACAUCCGAAGUAUGGCAAGAUUUUGACGAAGUUGAAGUGGCCGAAGGUGUGAUGAAAGCUAUUUGCAAAUACUGUAAAUUAAAGUAUUCUACAGGAGGGAAAGGAUCUAGCACUAGUCAUUUGAAAAGACACUCUGAAAAUUGCAUGCACAAGAAAAUGCAUCAGACUGUUGAAAAGAAACAACCUGUCAUUCCAUUCAAGCCUUCUAAUUCCGCUAACCCUUUUAUGAGUUCUGGUGUUAGAUACUCUAACGAAAAGAUGAGAGAAGUAAUUGCAACGGCUAUCAUGAUUCAUGAAUAUCCUUUUAGUAUUGUUGAGGAUGACGUUUGGAUGUGGGCCUUCCAAUAUGCGAACUCAGAUUUUCAUAAGGUUACGCGGAAAACUAUAAGAAGUGAUUGUUUGGCACUAUAUGAGAGGGAAAAGAAAAUUUUGAAGAAUUUUUUAGAAAGUGUAAGCAAGAUUAGUUUGACUACAGAUAUGUGGAAAUCUACUCAUCAAGUAGCUGAAUAUAUGGUUAUUACAGGACAUUUCAUUGAUGCUGGAUGGAAUCUCCAAAAAAGAGUUUUGAGUUUUGUGAAAGUUCCUGCUCCAAGGCGUGGUAUUGACGUGGCUGAUGCCAUUUAUAAGUGUUUGAAAAACUGGGGGAUUGAAAAUAAGGUUUUUUCUGUAUCAGUUGAUAAUGCUUCUUACAACGACUCGUGUUUGAGAUGUCUCAAAGAGAAUUUAUCCCUAAGUAGUAAGUUAUUUUUAGGUGGCUCUUUGUUUCAUGUUCGUUGUUGUGCUCAUAUAUUGAACUUGUUAGUACAAGAUGGUCUUAGUAAAAUUAAGAGUAUUAUUUACAAUAUUCGUGAAAGUGUGAAAUAUGUUAACUUCAAUGAUGCGAGGCUGAAGGCAUUUUGUGAUGUGGUUGAGCAAAAGGGCUUGAAAGAUAAAACUUCCUACAAGGAAAGAGAACCUCACUAUGAUUUUGCACCUUCUCUUGAAGAAUGGAACAAAGUUGAGAAAGUUUGUAAGCUACUAGAAGUAUUUAAUCUUGCUACUCAUGUGAUCUCAGGUAGCGAGUACCCGACUGCAAAUUUGUAUCUGGCUGAAGUUUGGAGGGUGAAACAAGUAAUUGACAAUGCAAUUGAAGACGAAGAUCUCUUCAUGAGAGAAAUGGCAGGUCCAAUGAAAUUAAAGUUUGACAAAUAUUGGGGUGAGUGUAAUAUGUUAAUGGCUAUUGCUAGUGUUUUGGAUCCUAGGUGCAAAUUUCAUAUGGUGAAUAUAUGUUUUCCUAAAAUAUAUACAUCUAAAGAAGUUUCUGAUGAGAAUAUAAAAAAGUUUAAGACUUCAUUGGAAGAAAUCUUUGAUGAGUAUGUAUCUCUAAAUUUGGAAGAGUCUUCAUCCGUUCUUAAUUCGGAGAGUAAUAAUUCAUCAUCUUCCCAAGUGAAUAAAAAAAUUGUCACUGGAUUUGACCAAAUCAUGAGCAUUCUCCGUGAAAAAGAAGCUGUUCCACCAAUACAGUCAGAAUUGCAAUCUUAUCUUGGUGAAGGUAUUUACAUUCCUAAUGAUAACAACGCUUUUAGUGCAUUGGAUUGGUGGAGGAACAACAGCUUGAAAUAUAAAAUUUUGUCAAAGAUGGCUGCUGAUGUAUUAGCUAUUCCAAUCUCAACUGUGGCAUCAGAGUCCACAUUCAGUGCCGGAGGUAGAGUUAUUGAUGAAUAUCGCUCUAAACUAAAUGAAGAAUCUAUCGAAGCUUUGAUAUGUGGUGGAGAUUGGUUCCGCCACAAGUAUAAUAUAAAGAAAAAGUUGAAGGUUGAUGAGAAAUCUAUACAAAUCACUUUGAAGAUUUGA
Molecule: messenger RNA, 2481 nt
Organism: Vicia villosa (hairy vetch)
Lineage: Eukaryota; Viridiplantae; Streptophyta; Magnoliopsida; Fabales; Fabaceae
Product: zinc finger BED domain-containing protein RICESLEEPER 2-like
Exons: 7
Coding region: 1-2481 (826 amino acids)
Molecular function (GO): DNA binding; protein dimerization activity
Source: RefSeq, a predicted model, not a curated record